UCAGCUUCCUGAGCCACUGGGAUUACGGGUUUACACCACUGCACCUGCCUUAGAAACUGAGGUUCUAAUGGCUUCUGUGAGCUGCCAUUGUACUUUUAGGACAUCUGAAGGUGAUAUGGCCACCUUUUAUCCUUUUCCCCCCUCACUGAGUUGCUUAGUGCCUCCCUAAGUUGCUGAGGCUGGCUUUGAACUCGCGAUCCUUCUGCCUCAGCCUCCCGAGCUGCUGGGAUUACAAAUGUGCACCAUUGCACCCAGCUUCCAUGUGAUUUUAAUAAUAGCCCUUUGACAUAUCCUGUACUUGUCAGACAGUGAAGAAUUAGGGACUGGAGAUGCCUCAUACCGUGCUAAAUUUUGCUGUGACCCCAAAUACAGAGUUCUUUCCCAUCACUCCCAGGAACUGAUUGGGUCAAAGGACCCAGCUAAUUUUUUUUUUUUUUAAAUAACCCAUUUAUGAGAUUUUCGGGUUUUCCGGAGCUUGCUGGAGAAUCCCUUUUAGACUCUGAGUCCUGUGAAUUAAAGAGAAAGUACACUACAGUUAACCUCAUUUUCAGUCUGACAGCAGGCUCACCAGUGUCAGCAUGUUGGAGCUGCUGGUUAAUGAAAGAAAACUAAGUCUUGGGGGUGGUCGCCAGGGCUCUUGGUCUCUCAGGGCAGUGAUGUGGCUGGUGGCCUACUGCAGGUAGAAGUAAGACCUAACCCUUGGGCCUCCCUCCACAGCCAUGUCCGAACUCAGUGAUGAAGCCAGCGAGCCGGAGUUCCUGAACCGCAGCUUGUCCAUGUGGCAUGGGCUGGGCACACAGGUCAGCCGGGAGGAACUGGAUGUCCACUUGGAUCUUCACACAGCUGCCUCUAUUGGCCAGUAUGAGGUGGUGAAGGAGUGUGUGCAGCGGAGAGAGUUAGAUUUGAAUAAGAAGAAUGGUGGUGGCUGGACCCCGCUGAUGUAUGCCUCCUACAUUGGACACGAUACCAUCGUGCACCUGCUGCUCGAGGCAGGGGUGAGUGUGAAUGUGCCGACCCCAGAAGGGCAGACUCCACUGAUGCUGGCCUCCAGCUGUGGCAACGAGAGCAUCGCCUACUUUCUCCUCCAGCAAGGUGCAGAGCUGGAGAUGAAAGAUAUUCAUGGUUGGACUGCGCUUUUCCACUGUACCAGUGCCGGGCACCAGCAGAUGGUCAAGUUCCUCCUGGAUAGCGGAGCAAACGCCAACGUAAGGGAGCCAGUCUAUGGAUUUACUCCUUUGAUGGAAGCAGCUGCUGCUGGCCAUGAGAUAAUUGUGCAGUAUUUUCUGAAUCACGGAGUCAGAGUGGACAUGAGAGAUCAUAGUGGAGCCACGGCCCGGAUGCUGGCCAAGCAAUAUGGACACAUGAAGAUUGUGGCCUUGAUAGACAGUCACUCGCCUGCUCUGCCUAAGAACCUCUACCGGAGCCCAGAAAAAUAUGAAGAUCUGAGCUCUUCGGAUGAGUCUUACCCUGUUGCUCAGAGACAGAGGCCCUGUCGCAAGAAGGGCCUCAGCAUCCACGAAGGGCCUCGCGCCUUGGCCAGGAUCACAGCAAUUGGACUUGGAGGCGAGACCCCGCAGCCCCACGGUGAGCAGCUGCCUCCACGAGGCUACAUGACCUUCACCAGCAGUGACGAGAACCUCCUGGAAGGUGAGGGCCUUUGCUACCGGGAUGUCACCUCCCCCAUCAAUGAGCGGGACGUGGAGAGCAGCAGCAGCAGCAGCCGGGAGGAGCCUGUUUUCUGUGCCAGCCUUGGGGCCGUGCGAAGCAGCAGCAGUGAGGGCCUGGUGAGAGCCCAGGGGCUCAGCAGUGAAGCCUCCCUGGAGAGCAAUGAGGAUUCAGAUCAUGUCCGUAAAAGCUCCGUUCGCAGACAAACCAAGAGUUAUGUGAAGACUAAGAAUCGUUCCAGCACCAGUGAUAGCCAGUGGCCUCCCAGCUCCGGGACUUGUGGAACAGCCUAUUCCCCAAGAUGUGUGCCCCAAGCUGAGAGGUCAUCCUACACAGGACCCCAGGAUCUUGCAACACUGCUGGAGCAGAUUGGCUGCCUGAAGUACCUGCAGGUGUUUGAGGAGCAGGACGUGGACCUCCGCAUCUUCCUGACCCUCACUGAGAGUGACCUGAAGGAAAUCGGUAUCACGUUGUUUGGGCCUAAAAGGAAGAUGACCUCUGCCAUUGCCCGCUGGCACAGCAGUGCCCGUCCCCCAAGUGAUGCCCUGGAGCUGGCCUAUGCUGACCGACUAGAGGCCGAGAUGCAGGAGCUUGCCAUCCAGCUACACAAGCGCUGUGAGGAGGUGGAGGCUAUGCGAGGCCAGGUGUCCCAGGAGCAGGAGUUGCGGGCUGUGGUGGAGAGCUGCCUCUUGGAGCAGGAUGGCGCCCGCAAGAACGUCCACACCCAGCUUCAGGAGACCUGGGCGCUGGCCCAGGGUGCCACCCUUGUCCUGGAGCAGCUACGAGCCUGUCAAGCUGAACUGUCAGCCCGAGUGAGGCAGGCCCAGCCCUACAGUGCGACCACCCUGGGCCCAGGCCACCCAUUGGCAGACUCCAAAGGCUGGCAUGCAUCCCUGCAGGCCAUGAGCCUCCCUGAGCUGUCGGGAGCCCUGGAAGACUGUGUCCAUGAGAUGGGACAAGCACUGUGCUCAGUGACCCAGAGCCUGGAGAAGCUGCAGGUGCUCAACGGAAAGGAGAAGUGGCGGGAGCCCUAACCAGGAAGGAUGAAUCUGACGUUGGGUGAUCGAUCCACCCUGAAGUUGUGUGCCAGGAAGAUCAGAGGGCAGUGGGCAGGCCAGGCCCAAGGUGGGGCUGAGGAUCAGGCCCCAGGGAGCAAUCUGCAGACAGAGGCGGAACUGGGGCUGUGGCCCCUGCCAGGCAGCAAAGUCAGCACUGAGGAAAGGAUGAGGGCUUCUCACCCAGAAUCUGGUGGUAAGGCCCUGAGCUCAUGGGCUGCCAUGUCCAGACCAGGCAGGCCCUGGAGAGACAGUAUCCCACACAAGUAGGCACCUCACCAAGGUCUGACCUCAAGGUGAGGAUCAGGAUGCCUAAAAAAUGUGCCAUUUGUUGGAGAAUAAAAUUUACAUUGGCUGAUAA
Molecule: messenger RNA, 3081 nt
Organism: Ictidomys tridecemlineatus (thirteen-lined ground squirrel)
Lineage: Eukaryota; Metazoa; Chordata; Mammalia; Rodentia; Sciuridae
Source: RefSeq, a predicted model, not a curated record